AUGUAUACAUUUGCAAUCUGAUUUUCCGAAAUGUGAAAAGACGUUUAAUAUGAAUUUUACAGGAAAUUGGAUGCGAAGUAGCAGUAAGACAUUCUUUUUGACGAGGAUGCUUAAUUUGAGAUGUCUAUCAUCUGUUUCAUCACCACUUACUGGUAUCAGAGUAGUUGAUCUAUCAAGAGUUUUAGCAGGACCAUUCUGUUCUAUGUUAUUAGGAGAUCUUGGGGCGGAAGUUAUCAAGAUAGAAAGACCAGGUACAGGAGAUGAAACAAGACACUGGGGUCCUCCAUUCAUCAAUGGAGAAAGCUGCUAUUUUCUGUCAGUCAAUAGAAAUAAAAAGAGUCUUGCCGUAAAUCUCAAACAUCCAAGAGGAAUUGAAGUUGUAAAAAAGCUGAUUGCGUCUAGUGAUGUAGUCCUGGAGAAUUACAUUCCUGGAAAACUAGAGGAACUUGGUUUAGGGUAUGAAUCCUUGAAAGAAAGCAACCCUGGUCUAAUAUACUGCACUAUUACAGGUUAUGGUCAGACUGGUCCAUAUUCAUCGAGGGGUGGAUAUGAUCUGAUCGCUGCAGGGAUGGCAGGACUGAUGAAUAUAACAGGACCAGAGGAAGGUGAUCCAUGUAAAGUUGGUGUAGCAAUGACAGAUCUGUCUACCGGUCUCUACGCCAAAGGAGCUAUUCUAGCAGCAUUAUUACACAGGACACAGACAGGAGAAGGCCAGAGAAUUGAUACCAAUCUUUUAUCAACACAGGUGUCUCUAUUAACCCAUCUUGCUACUAACUAUUUAAUGGAUGGCAGAGAGGCAAAGAGAAGAGGUACACAACAUGAGAGUAUUGUUCCGUAUCAGGCUUUCAAGACUUCUGAUGGUUACCUGAUUAUAGGUGCUGGAAAUGAUAAAUCAUUCCAAACUUUAUGUAAAAGGAUAUGUUUAUCUGAGGUAGCAGAAGACCCUGAGUUCAAGAGCAAUGCACAGAGGGUUCGCAAUAGAGAAACACUUCUUCCUAUCCUCUCAAAAAGGUUAUCUGAGAAGACUACAAGUGAUUGGAUGGAUGUUCUUGAGGGGUGUGGCUUUCCUUACGGACCGAUCAAUACGAUUGGUCAGGUGUUUGAUGAUCCUCAGGUCAAACAUAAUCAUUUAGUUCAAGAGAUUGUUCAUCCCACAAUAGGUACAAUCAGAGUCCCAGGCCAUGCUGUACAAUACAGUAACAUAUCAACCCAAGAGAGCUAUCCACCACCAUUACUAGGAGAGCAUACAGCAGACAUUCUCAUCAAUCUUCUUGGCUACACACAAUCACAGGUAGAAGGGCUUCACAGAGAUAAAGCUAUAGCUCUUCCUUGAGACCGGACUACUUUCUACAUCCAUCCAUGAUUAGGACGAGAUACAGAUCUACACUUGAAGAAUUGAUGAGAGUGGUUUGUCAGAUUACUUGAGAGCUCACAUAAUUUGUUCUAAGGAUGAUUUAUUGGUAGAUUGAAUCCUAAGGCCCGUAUUCUGAACUCAGGUUUAACUUAAACUCAGGUUUAAAGUUUUGGGUUUAAAGUAUGAA
Molecule: messenger RNA, 1541 nt
Organism: Lytechinus variegatus (green sea urchin)
Lineage: Eukaryota; Metazoa; Echinodermata; Echinoidea; Temnopleuroida; Toxopneustidae
Product: succinate--hydroxymethylglutarate CoA-transferase-like
Exons: 13
Coding region: 50-1333 (427 amino acids)
Molecular function (GO): catalytic activity
Source: RefSeq, a predicted model, not a curated record